AUGUUAUGUUUCUUCAUGUUUGCAGCAAUUAUUAUUGCUGUAGAAGGUUAUCGAUGUAAAGCAGGUCGAAUAACACCGGAGCAACGUAAAGCAAUCGUUAAACAAAAUAAUAAAUUCCGUUCGCAACCGGAGCAACGUAAAGCAAUCGUUAAACAAAAUAAUAAAUUCCGUUCGCAACUUGUCCAUGGCGAGCUUAAGAACAAAGCUGGUGAAUUUAUGCCACGUGGCAAGAAUAUGUUGAAAAUGAGAUGGAGUUGUUCGUUGGAACAUUCCGCGCAAAAAUGGGCAAAUAGAUGUGCCUUUGGACACUCACCAGAAGAACGAAGAAACGAUACCGGUGAAAAUAUCUAUGAUUUCUGGUCAUCAACAACUGUUGAAGGUUCAUUUGACGCAUAUUUACAUCAUUUGAAGUCCAGGAACCUUCUUGAUAGAAAUACAUCUUUAGCGUGUACGAAUAUUCGGUAA
Molecule: messenger RNA, 465 nt
Organism: Loa loa (African eye worm)
Lineage: Eukaryota; Metazoa; Nematoda; Chromadorea; Rhabditida; Onchocercidae
Exons: 3
Coding region: 1-465 (154 amino acids)
Source: RefSeq, a predicted model, not a curated record